Molecule: messenger RNA, 4541 nt
Organism: Cuscuta europaea
Lineage: Eukaryota; Viridiplantae; Streptophyta; Magnoliopsida; Solanales; Convolvulaceae
Source: the annotation of a GenBank genome assembly
GGAAAAUAUGGUUCAGAAGCCUUUGAAGAUGAGGCUUCUUCCUCAUUAGACACAGUUUGAUUUUCAGGAGGAGAGAGGGCAAUAUAAUCAUCAGAUAGAGGAAUUUGUCUAGUAGCAUAGCUGUCAUUAAGAGCAGUAUAAUCGAAUUUAAUUUCAGCUUUUGCUCUAUUUUUCCUUUUGUCCUCUUCUUCCUCACUAGUCUCAGAAGCACCAGUAAAUUUCAUCAGUUUAGUUAACCUUAACUUCAUGUACCUAAUUUCAUAUAAUUGGGCACAAUCAACCUUCUUCAAGUUCUCAGGGUUUUGAAAGCCUAGUCCUUCUCUAGGGUUGUAAAACUCAGUGUCCUUUGGUUUGUUGUUUAGAAGAAAAACAAUUUGUUCUGAUUGGCCUCUCUUGACAAGAAUAUCCUCUAACUCCUAAAUUUUAGAGUAAAGGCGACCACGUUCCUUGUUAAUUAUUUUAGAAUGAGUAACAGCUUCAGAACGUUGUCGUUUGUUUGCAUCUAGUUCCUUAGUUAAGUCACAGACACUUUGUUUAAGUUUACUAACUUCAUAUUCUAAACUUGUGACCUUAUCACGUGAGUCUUUCAAUUGCAUAGUUUAAACUGCUCCUUUAUACAUUAGUUCCUCCAGAUCUUUUUUAUUAUUAGCAUGUCUGUCUUCAAGUUCCUUAAUUUUAUUGGAAUAAGAAGUACUUACCUGGAACUUGUCAGAUACUACCACUGAUCCGUUGCUUGAGAGCAUUGAUGAAUUGGAGUGAGAACUCAUUGAUGUUUGUCGGAGAGGGAUCCUUCAGAGAAUAGCUUUGACCAGCUUUGAGCUUUGUGAGGAAAAAAUAGUCUUUAACUUUGAGAUUUAAUUAAUAAUUUUUUUAAAAUCUCAAGGUUGACUUUUGGAAGCUUUGACUGUAGUUUUGAACUUUGGUGUUGAAGAUUUGAGCUCAAAAAUCGAAAUGGGCUCAAAAUUAGCUCUUGAAGUGGGAGUUUUAAAAAAAUGUACUUCUCCAAGUGUAAGAAAAAGUAAGCUUGAUGAUUUAUCCCACACCUAAACUCCUUGGAAACUUUUGAGCCUAUAUAUAUGGAACACUCCUUCCUUAUUAUCAAAGUGAGAAUGAGAAAGAGGAGCUCUCGUGCACAUGGGAUUUCGGCUUCUAGUUCAAAAGUUGAAAAUUCGUACCACCCUGCGCGGGCGACCUGCGGACAGGAAUGCCGAAAAAUUUAGCUGGCCUCAAAGGACAAUUUUGUCCCUCUUUUUUUGGUAAUUGACUGUUGGAAGAUCGUAAGGCGAGAACUGUUCUGGCAAAGUAAGAUUUCGGUGCUUCCGAAAUUGAUGGUGAAGAUUUCGGGUGCCUACUUCCGAAAUUGAUUUCAAAUGUUCUUUUCAGUGAAGAUUUCAGAUAUGCUUUCCAGGUCUGUCGGAUGCUACUUCCAAAUUAAGGAUUUCGGGUGCACGAAUAAUAACCAAUGUUCACCUGAAGGAUUUCGGGUGUGUGCAAAAAUAGCAACCUGUUCAACUAGGAUUCUUCUUCCGUAUCUUUCCUUGUAGCAGCAGCCUUCCAAAACAGUAAGUUUCCAAGAACAUAUCUAGAAAUUAAUUUAACCAAAAAUUGUGAUUUUGAUCAAAUUAAUUCGAGAAAAAAUCAAGGAAUCGCAAGAACAAAAUUGCGCCGAGGCUCUGAUACCAAUUGUGUGAACGUAGCCUAGAUACAACAUUCGAAUAAUCUAAGAAUAAUAGAAAGAAUUUAAACAGUAGAAGAGAAAUUCAACAUCAACUUAUACCGUGUAUUAAAAAUGAUGAAUCCAUGAAGAACAAUACACAGUACUCGAACAAGCUAGAGAGGGAAUUUCUAAUCUACGUGCUCUACCAGAAUACUAUGUGGAAUAGAAUGUGUAGAGACUUUCUCUUUCUAACGUGGGAGUUCCAGAAUGCGUGAGGCAAUUUCAGAACAGGGAACUCUUAGGCUGUUCGGUCCAUUCCCCUUGUAUUUAUAGAGGGAUGGCCGAUCAUCCUAGUGAAAGUAGGAUGGGUCUGAUUAAUCUCAUUAAAUGGCCCCUAAUUAAUUACAUAGGCCCACUAAUUAAAUCCUAAUUAAACAAAGAUAAAUCUAAUUAAAUUGAACACAAUAAAAUUUAUUCUAACAGAUAAAUCCAUGGAGAACCGGGUGUGUGGCGAAAAUUUUUAGAGAGAAAAAAAAUAGGCCAGGCUCGUGAUACCAUGUGAAAUAAUGGGAAAGGAUGCUCCAAUAGGAGCCCUGACAGGUAUAUUUAUAGCAGAAAAGGAUUCCUAAUUAACAUAAACUAUUACUGAGUUUUUUCCGUAUUAAUGCUAAUUAAUUAAAUAAUUACGAAAAGAGGGUUGGGUUAAAAGUAUUUACGGAUAUAUUGAUGGGCUUAACCCUGGUCGGGGUAAGUCGCCAAACUGUUUGGCGACUUAUAAGUCGCCCAACCGGAUGGCGACUUAUAAAUCGCCCAACCGGAUGGCGACUUAUAAGUCGCCAAAUGGUUUGGUGACUUACCCUAAAAUUAAAAUGCCAGAUCAAGCUACGCCGUAAGAACGAAAACCCCCCUUCCCAAACAAUCUGCAGCGCAGCAAGGACGAGCGAGAACGAGUGACGAGCAGCGAAAAGAGGUUCCAACUCCGGUGAAACUCCGGCAUGGAGGUGUCAGCGGAUCCUGGGCCGAGUGAUCGUUCUGUCCUGACAUUGCAAGCCUCGCACAGGAGUGAGGAUGUGUGGCUUGGCCUCGAUGUUCAGGUGGAUAGGUGUCGUGAGCACCUACGUGGUUUGUCGCAUAUGCAGGUGGACGACAGAGUACUUGCAUGUGUUCGUGCUGCGGGUUUUUAUGGUCUGCAUAGAUUGGUGGCUACUAUCCCUCUCGAUAGAGCGCUACUCACUGCUCUUCUUGAGCGUUGGAGGCAGGAGACACACACAUUUCACCUCCCUGUUGGUGAGGUGACAGUGACCUUGGGAGAUGUUGCUAUACUGACUGGGUUACAGGUCGAUGGGAGAGUUGUUACUGGUACUGCUUGUCGACAGUGAGUUGAUGAGUGUGAGCGUUUGUUGGGUGUUCGCCCCCUUCUUCGGGCUGACCUUCAGGGGUCAUCUCUGAGAAUGCCAUGGUUGAGGGAGCAUUUCGUUGUUCUUCAUGCGGACGUUGAUGAGGUGAUGAUCCAGCAGCAUGCACGGACAUAUAUUUUGAUGAUGAUGGGAGCUUCCAUUUUCACUGACAAGAGUGGAAAUGAGAUUCAGGUGCUGCACUUGCUUAUGCUAGAGAGGUUUGAUGUAGCAGCGCAGUUCAGUUGGGGUAGUGCCACGUUGGCUUAUCUCUACAGACAGUUGUGUUGCGGCUGCCAUAGAGGGAGCACAGAGGUUGGAGGAUUUUUGCUUCUUCUCCACAUUUGGUCAUGGGAGUACAUCCACAUUGGGCAUCCCACUAGAGUGGCAUACUAUGGCAUUGAUGGACACCCACUACCUGAUGAGCCUCCACGUCUCCUGGGACCACAUCAUGUACGGGGUGAGGACCCUCUGGGCCGUCGGUAUGUUUUCAAUCAUUUGAAUUUAUGUUCUAGGCUCGGUGUGUACAGGGAUGCGUUUGAUCGGAUGUAUGAGGAUCAGAUUACAUGGAUGCCAUAUACAGCUGAGAUGUUUGCAGAGUUACCCCCCUUUAGACGAGAGCAUUCUCACAUAUGGCGAGCACGUGUGCCGUUGAUAUGUUUUGACAUUGUUGAGCUUCAUUUGCCUGAUCGUGUAUUGCGACAGUUUGGGUAUGAGCAGGUCAUUCCAGCACCUAUCGACACAUAUGUAGACCUUCAUAGGUUGGAUAAGCGUUGGAAGCAUACAGAAGAUUGGGCACUCAGACAUGUCCGAUACGUCACUGUGUCGGAGAGGCGAGCUGAGCUUGUUGUGAUUGGGACACCGACAUUAGUCCCAUCUAUUUCGGGAGACUACAUGGGAUGGUAUUACAGCAUCACUCGUUUGUUUGUGUCUCCUUCGUUCAGACUCCCUACUCACCAUUAUCAGCCUAGUUCCUUGGCUUUGCAUCUGACGACACGAGCUUUGCAGCGUAUACAUCAACGGUCUACUGCCACAGUGAAUGAUACGCAUGACGUGGACAUGUACGGUCAGGCUUUGACGGGCAUCGCCUCGUUGUGUUCAUAUUUGUUGGGGCGAGUUGACUACGGUCAUCUUAGUACAUAUGCCCCCAUCUCAUGAUAUGCCAUCGACAUCUAGUGCAUCGGCAGCUUCAUCAUCCCAGACUCAGCAUGAGAGAGUGGUUCUUCAACCACGCCAAUGACGUAGGCAGCAAUAGCAACAUCUACAUGACCAAGACGAUCAAGAAGAGCACGAGAACUUGUAGUUUGUCUUUUGUAUUGGAGUGUUUCUUGUACACUAGAUGUUGUAGGAAGAAUUGACUUUAUUUUACUUAUUUCCACCUGUAAACUCUUUUAUGAUGUGUUGAUGUGUUCGAUUAUGAAUAUUAGAUGACUACUAUGUUAUGAAUAUUGGAUUUUUGUACUGUGUUUUACUAGUUAUGAAUCUACUAG